AUGUUCUUAUUAGGGUUAGUGUUCGUUCAUCACCCCGGUUCACCACGCCGGAUUGGAUUUGCGGCGCCUCGCCGUCCGACCGGCGGCGAUUCUUCACACGGCGAGGCCCCCUCGGCGCGGGCGGCCAGGAUCCAAGCGCCCCCUGCCAGAUCAGCGCCGCGGACGAGCAGCGCUUUCCGGCGGCGCAGGGCAGCAGCGGCUUCCGGCGGCAAGGCGGUGCGGGCGGCCAGGAUCCAAGCGUCCCCUGCCGAAUCAGCGCCGCGGACGAGCAGCGGCUUCCGGCGGCGCAGGGCAGCAGCGGCUUCCGUCGGCAAGGCGGUGGGGGCGGCUAGGAUCCAAGCGCCACCUGCCGGAACAAUUGUGCCCCCGUUCCAUCAGCGAAACAAUGCAUCAUGUCAGAAAAUGGUUAUGAGGAGCUUGUCGAGUAAACUCCGGUGGUCAAAGAAGCAGAUGAGUACACAUCAGGCCAUACCUGUUGGAUCACAGGAUGCAGAAACCACUGGAUAUCAACUUGUUUCUUCAUCAGUCGAUCUGGAGCAUGACUGGGAGGUCUUGAAAAACUGCAAGAAGCUGCUCCAUGUCUCUGGUUUCAGGGGAAAGCAUAUGUAAAUUACAAAUCUCCUUACUGAGGAUGUGUCUAGUUGCUGCAUAUAAUCUUAUAGAAGGAUGAGAACCUGAGCUGUUUGCAUCUCUAAGUCUCUACACAUCCACCGGCAUAACUGUAAAUUCUAUUUGAGGUUGUCUGUUCAAAUUUUCUCUUACUGACCUGAAGUGCAUGCAGACAAAUACACACUUGAUUUUAAACCGUUUGAAAAAUUUCAGUCUU
Messenger RNA from Panicum virgatum (switchgrass), 826 nucleotides. RefSeq lists its product as uncharacterized. The record is from RefSeq and is a predicted model, not a curated record. Bases 1 to 609 code for a protein of 202 amino acids. NCBI's taxonomy places the organism in Eukaryota, Viridiplantae, Streptophyta, Magnoliopsida, Poales, Poaceae. The transcript has 2 exons.